UGCGCCUAUCCCGUUUUUAUAGAUACGCAAACGCCAAGAGGUUAGGACCUCGGAGGUGGCGAAAAAUAGUUUUCGGACCGGUCCAAAGAGACACAGCUCCCACCGGAGGAUGCUGUGUCCUGACAUUCCGUCGUCGCAUACAUCAUUCAUCAGAGGCACUUUGGGUGCAGCCAUGGCGGCGCCCCUUGCACAUUUCGAUGACGAGUGGCACGAUUUUAAGGAAUUUGAGCCGGUCUCAGAGCAGGGGACUCGGAUGGACGGAGUAAACUUGGUUGCCGAGCAGUUGACAGGCGUUCUGAGGGUCCUUCCAGAGCUCAACGACAGCUUUUCGGGCGAAAUAGGCAGCUUCAAGUCCAUGGAAGAGCUGGUGAACGAUUUCGACGAGAGAUUGACAGUGUGUUUCCGAAAUUUCAACACCCAAACGGAGAACAUUGCCCCUGUAAACAUUAUCACCGAGGAUACAACGUUGAGGAACGACGAGAUCUGGAAUGCUCUCGCAGAUAAUUAUGGUAAUGUCAUGGCAGUGGAUUGGAAAGAGUCUCGAACACGCUCCCUCCAUCUCCCCGCUCUAAACCUCAAAGACAAACCAAGGGUGGAUGAUGUAACACUGGAGCUGUCCGACGAUGAGCUGAGGGAACAGAUGGACAUGCACACCAUCAUCGUCUCCUGCCUCAAUGACGAACCCCUCUUCACUGCAGAACAGGUUAUUGAGGAGAUAGAGGAGAUGAUGCAGGACUCUCCUGACCUGGGGGCAGAGCAGAACCACCCCUCUCAGUCAGACCUCGCCAUGCUCUCUCUGGACAUCCAGCGCCCCAGAACAAACCACAGCUAUGACGAGCGAGAGAGGACCCUGUGUGUAGCAGAGCUGAAUGAGCGGCUAGAGGAGGUGGAGAUGGCCAUCAGACAUUACGGUGAGGAGCUGAUUCAACACCUGGCCCUCAGGGACGAGCUGGACUUUGAAAAAGAGGUGAAGAACAGCUUCAUCUCUAUCCUGAUAGAUGUGCAGAACAGACAGAAGGAACACAGGGAACUACUGAAGAAAAAGAAAAAACUCAAGAGUGGUGCCGGGGCCCCGCAGGGCCGACCAGAGAGAACACAAGCACUAGGAUCAGUGAGUGACACCAUCCAUGCUCGCUUUAGCAUGGUGGGGCUCUCGUCUACCAUUCAAAAUGGCUUCCGGCAAACUUUUGGGAGAAGUGGGAGUGAAAGACAGUAUCUGACCACAGUCAUCCCAUAUGAGAAGAAAGGAGGGCCUCCAUCGGUGGAAGAUCUUCAGAUCCUUACCCAAAUCCUGCAAGCUAUGAGAGACGACAGUGACAAGGUGCCCAGGCUUCUGACAGACUACAUUCUCAAAGUGCUUUGCCCAACAUAGGCUGGAAGGACGAUAACGGACCUUUUGGAAACGAGGUGAGGGGUCUGGUUUCAAUGUCAACAAGCAAAAUGAAGAGGACUCAGUCCGUGAAUAAAAAAUAAAAACAUAAACACACUUCAUUUAUUCUUUAUAAAGCAUGGUAUUUUACCUCGAGUUGCUCCUUUUUGUGUAACACCCAUAGGUGUUUUAUACCUCAAUCAGUUUUAUUUUCUCUGUGUUGAACAUUUGUGAUUUCACAAACCUUGUGUAUUUGACAACUUCAAGUAUUGUCUUGUUGUUUUUACAGUGCAGUGUCAAAUACAGUACUCAAAGUCAUAAGAAAGAUACUCAUACAUUCUACUGGAGCAUCUACUGUAUGUGGCUGAUUUCAACAGCCUUUUUGGGCGAUAAGGGGCCCUUACUUUUUUGGCCCUGAAGUAAGAUCGAAGCUACUCAUAUCCAAAGGGUUGUGUCUUAAUUUGAUUCACCUAAUCUGAAGGUCUCAUAAACGACUGAGCACUUGUAAUAUCAGGGAUAUGAAAUAUCAGGGAUAUGAAACAUUUUAGAUUGGUUUAACAUUUCAUUAAUAAAAUAAACCUUGAGCUGAAUACUAACAUUAUUCUACACAACUCAGUCCACCAUUUGGCCUCCCUAAAAGCACUGCACAUAUAUAUUUUUUGUCAUAGCUAAAUACUGUAGUAGUACCAUUGUUGUCAUACUUAGAAGGAAUUGCAAAGGUAAUGUGAACAGAACUGUAAUUAAUUACAGAGCACUGAUGUGACUACUAGCUAUGCAUUUGAGUAAAUACUGACUCACUGAAGCCCUGAAUCAGAGGCACCAUGCAGCCCAGACCUGGCCAGUCUAUGAAGGCUGUGCACACAAGCUGGGCAUUAUUAUACUUCUAUACACAAGAAAUGAAGAUGCCUUUUUAUUUGCACUUUUUUUUUGUACAUUUGUAAAUGACUUAUUUUUAACCAAAUGUUAUUAUACUGAGCUACUUAUCUGCUAAAUGUAUAAAGGUCAAUGGUAAACCCAA
Molecule: messenger RNA, 2387 nt
Organism: Salvelinus fontinalis (brook trout)
Lineage: Eukaryota; Metazoa; Chordata; Actinopteri; Salmoniformes; Salmonidae
Product: fasciculation and elongation protein zeta-2-like
Exons: 9
Coding region: 110-1372 (420 amino acids)
Cellular component (GO): cytoplasm; axon
Source: RefSeq, a predicted model, not a curated record